AUGUCCUUCUUCUCCCGACUUUCCUCGAAAUCGAAAGACCGCCGCUCCUCUUCAAAAACCGGUCCUUCCAGCGCCGCGCCGACAGAAGACCUCCUUCCUCUCCAACUCCCCUCGUCAUCCCUCCUCACGGACGCUUCGCUCGCCAACCCGCUCCUCCUCUCGACACCGACUCGCAAUCGCUAUGGCGAAGACAGCGACCUCCGUUCGCUGCGGAGCGCCGAAACUUCGCCCUGGGUCGAUGUUGGCGAGACGCCCAGGACGCUGAGGACGCUCGAUGUGAAGGGAAAGCGGGCAAAGGUGCCGGAGUUGUUCGACCCGGUUAGGGAGAAGAAGGAGAAGGUCAGGCUGGAGAAGGCGAGAUUGGGAGUGGCGGAAAUGACGCUUCUGAUGGACGAGUGUGGCUCGGUGAUCAAGCAGCGAGGUCUGACAAUUCUCGGCCUGUUCCGCCCGUUCCGUGCCGCCGAAUCACUCCCUGCCCAACGCAAGCUCUGCCUCCUUUUCCUCGACUACAUGGCCGAGUUCGACGCCGCACCUUCUUCGUCUGACUCGAUUCGCGGGUCCGAGGCGAGCAAGGCGGUUCUUCUGCACGCUUUCAAGGAGGAGUUGCGGUAUGCGAACGUGCACGACGUUGCGGCCGUGCUUAGAUGGGGCCUUCGCCACUUCUCCAGCUCGCCCUCCUUCUCCGGCUCGCCCACGCCCUCUGUCGACUGGUACACUUCCUUCCUCCGUCGCUCGAGCUCGUUCAGCCCUUCGCAUCCACCGCAUUCCUUCUCCGCCUUCCUCCUCCCCUCUCUCCCGCCCGCCUCGCAAGCGCUCCUCCUCUCGACUCUCACGCUCCUCCAAGCAGUCGCCGCCAACGCUCAGCACAACGCCAUGACCGCUCGGCGACUUUGCCGCUCCUUCGGAAUCUACCUGUUCGGCAUGUCGCCCUCGUCCGGCUCCUCGAGCUUCGACGACCUGUACAACGCAUGGCGCGAAGCGGGCGACGCCCUCGAGGGAUGUUUGAAGGCAUUCUUGAGGGAACAGACGGACCUACCGCCUCGGCUGCAGGAGCUGAUCGACGAUUAUCCGGCUUGGGUCGCGGCGAAAAUGAGUGGGUCGAGCGAGGGCGGGAGGAAAGUCAGGGUUGUCAAGGUUGAGGUCGAGUCGAAGGGCGAGUGGAGACAAGUCGGAGAGGCGGAGGUAAAUGACCAGCAGACGGGAUUUGUGGCGAGCGGGAGAGGCGCGGAUGGACCGACGGACAAGCCUGCGAGAAGGAGGCCAGUCGAGAUUCUCCUCGCCGCCAUCGAGGCGGAUCCGCUGGCUGGCGAUGUCGCGACGGACGAGGCAGCGUCGGCUUGGUCGCGCAUCGUCGAACGGGCGAAGAAGGGCGGAGCGGACUCGGGCGCGACUGCGGUGCUCGAAGACGAGGUCAUUCGCGUCCUCGAGCUGCUCAACCUUGACCAGCCCACGACUGCCGACGACGCCGACCCCUUCACUGGAGACGGCUCGCCGCGCCCCCGAGUCCGCUCACUCUUCAGCGACCGCCGCUCCAGCUCGUUCGGCACCUUCUCGAACUUCUCAACCGGCAACCUCCUCGCGCCUUCGCCUUCUCAGCGGACGAUCACGCCGACGUGGAACGACUUCAAGCAGACUGGCUUCGCGGCGACUGAACUCGAUGCUGCGAACGAGUUCGGCCUGUACAACCCCGAGACCGACGGCCGCUUCACCAAGCCUGCUCAACUCCCUCGCAAAGUGGUCGAGCCAGAACACCGCAUCGUCGGCGUCUCGAUCUGCGAAGUCGACGAGGAGUUUCCGGACGUUUGGAUCGACACGCUCGGCGAGUCAACGUCGACGUCCGCGCCGGUCGCGGGAUGGCCCUCGCUCGUCGUCGCGCCUCUUCAGCCCGCCGUCGUCUCACAGGAAGGCGACUCUAAGCGCAUGAUCGAUCACCUCGUCAUCUACGAGAAGCUCCUACCUCCCGCCCAGAAGCCCGCGCCUUUCGCGCCACGCCCUUCUCUCCCUUCGACUGCUUCUCAACCUGGAGUGCACCGCGCCUUCUCGACUGCCUCAAUCCUCGGUCGGCGCGGCCGCAAGUCGGACGUCCUUCCGGCUCCCGCCUCCGCUGCAGAUGGCGAGUCAACGCUUUCGCCCGGUCGCAAGUGGCGCCGCCGUGCGAGCGCGAUCUUCGCGACUGGGUCGUCCGAGGUCGACAAGCCGAAGCGCGAGGGGUCCUCCGGAUCAACCACCAACCUCAACAUGCCCUCGUCACUCUCGACUCUUCUCCCCUCAGCACGCCGCAACCGCAAGUCCUUCAUCGCCGCCGACUUGCCGCCUCCGCUCCCUGCCAUCUCGACCGUUAUACCGCCUUCCGAGCCUUCCGAAAAGUCGCCGACUUCUCCCACGUCACCUUCGAGCAUGUUCCGCUCUUUCUCGCGCAAUCUGAUCAAGAAGCGCUCGAGAUCGUCGCUCUACAGCCUCAGUCGGCAGCGGAGCCCGAUUUCGGAGGAGGGCGAGCCUGUGCCCGUACCGCCUUUGCCGGCGCACUUUGCGGAAGAGGCGAGCGAGGCGGCCGAGUCGGGCGCCGCCGUCGAACCUGAGGCUGAAGGCUACAACGUCGAGCCGGCUUCGACGAGCGCCGUCGCGCACGUCGACGAGGUCUCGUUCGAAGCGAUGCCGCCGGCACCCUCGAACGAGCUUGCGCAGGCUGUCGUCGAGGCGAUGGAGAAUAAUGCGCCAGUCGCCGAACCGACUGCGCCUUCUGAAGACCGUGGGAAGGAGCAGACGAAGGAGGAGUCGCGUGACAAGGCGCUCGAAGGACUGCCAGUCCUCGGCGCACCGGUCGCGACUGUCGAGUUGUCGGAGCCGGCGGCUGAAGACCUUCCGAGUCACGAGCGCGGCGGAGCCGAACCGGUAGGCUCUCCUCUCGUAGACGCACAGGCUUCGGUCGACGAGGCGCCGCCUGCUCCGGUUGAAGCCGCUGCAGCUCAUACCGACGACUAUGCCUCGCCAGCAAACGCCGAGGAGCUCUCGCCGGUAUCCUUCGACGCUACCGGAUCGCCUUCAGCCGAUCAGCCCAAUCCGGUCGCCGAGCAGCCGCCAAACCGGAUCUCGACAGAGGCCGAGCAGCAGCAACAAGGCGCAGAACCGCCUGUCGCGGAACCAGCCCUGAGUGCUGAGGGGCAACACGAGCCUGCGACUCCGGCUUCGCCUCUCGUCACGCUCUCUCCGCCUCCCGAAGAUGCUCUCGAGCCUGCCGAGGCCGAGGUGCCGCUUGAAGCGAGCGAGAACGACGCACCUCUCGGAUUGGGCCUCGUCAACGCGCCCAUCCAAGUGGUCGAACCCGAACCGGCACGAAGCGACAACGCUCCGCCAGCUACGCCGCGCAAGCCAUCGAAUCCACAGCUCGCCUCACCCUCCACCCCCUCGAACUCGGCUCUCUCGCCCGCUUCGCCCUCCUUGACCAACUCGCCCACUCCCUCGACCGGCUCGACGGCAUCUCGCAAGUUCCUCAGCAACGUCGGCGGGUUUCUUCGUCGAAACAAGAGCACGAGCGAGAAGGAGCAGGCGCGACGGGAUAAGGAGGAAGCCAAGCGCGAGAAGGAGGAGAAGAAGGCGCUGCGGCAGCUAAGGGAGGAGGAGCUUCGGAAGGAGAAGAAGGAGCGCAAGAACCCGAUACCGGUUUCGAACGUCAAGGCCAGAGUCAAGGAGAUCGAAGAGGAGCAGGCGGCUGUCGCGGGUGCGGUGUCGCCGAGUCCUACCACGCCGACCCGAGACCGCCACAUUAGCGGUAUCGCCCGCCCGUUGUCAAUGAUCUCGCCUGGCUCGGCCAAUGGAGCAUCGCCAGUGGCUCGCGUUGCCGCCUCGCCGUCUCCCGCCUCGCCCUCGCCUGCCUCGCCUGCGCAGGCUCCUACGUCCCCGACAGCGCCAGAGUCCGUUCCGACUCAACUCUUCGCGUCGCCUGGCCCGUCUUCGAUGUCAACAGCUCAAGUGGAGCAGAAGGCGCAUCCCGCGACAGAAGCGAGCGCUAUCAGCGCACCCGACGACGUCUUUGCCGCAUCCUCCCCGCCGGAGGCCGAUUACGACGCUUCGGCUACGGUCGAGGCGGAGCAGCUCGAGGCGGAAGGCGCCCAUCCCCCACCAGCCAUUCAGGUCGACGCUGCGCCCGAGAUGUCUGCGAUCACCCCGCCCGCCGCCGACGAGGAGGUCAACGGGGCGCUUGCAGCCGAUUUGCGCGAGCCUGUCGAGGAGCACACCCUCGUCUUCGAUAAUAACACGCCUGUCGCGGCGCCUCAGCAGGAGAUGCAGCACCUAAACGUCAAGGUUCCGUCUAGCUUUGCCGAUCUGCCCUCGCCCAUGCCCUCGCCUACACCUUUCUCGGAAACCGACGGUGAACAGCGCCCGCUUGCGGAGGACCUGACGGAGAAGAUCCCUGAGCUUCACCCGCCCGUCUUUGAGCCAACUCGGACCGCGCCCGAGUCUCGCGCCACUCCAACAGCUCCGCAGCCGAUCGAGCCUGCGCAGCUCGACUUCUCUCACGAGUCAGCGGCGCCUCAUCCGGCGUUUGACAUGAGCGACGAGCGUACGCACAACGAGACGCCUGAAGACGAGUCCCCUCGAGAAUCCGCGGCAUCGAGCGCCGCCGAGCGCGAUGUGCGUCCUGCUACGCCUGUUCAACAUCAUCCCCGCGCGGAGACGAUCGCUUCGCCUGCUCAAGAUCCAUCCGCAACGCCCUCCAAGCCUCCCGCCUCCCUCAUUCCGCCUCACGUCGUCCACAACUCCCCCUCUCAGCAGUCACUGGCGACGACAACUUCCUUCGAGACGGCCAACUCUGCCGCGCCAUCGACAAAGCGAGCCUCGCUGGACGAGGUCGCGGUGCGGCCUCCUGAAGCUUAG
Molecule: messenger RNA, 4875 nt
Organism: Rhodotorula toruloides NP11
Lineage: Eukaryota; Fungi; Basidiomycota; Microbotryomycetes; Sporidiobolales; Sporidiobolaceae
Product: Rho GTPase-activating protein
Exons: 4
Coding region: 1-4875 (1624 amino acids)
Biological process (GO): signal transduction
Source: RefSeq, a predicted model, not a curated record